Molecule: messenger RNA, 2107 nt
Organism: Megalops cyprinoides (Indo-Pacific tarpon)
Lineage: Eukaryota; Metazoa; Chordata; Actinopteri; Elopiformes; Megalopidae
Gene: usp3
Product: ubiquitin specific peptidase 3
Exons: 15
Coding region: 333-1904 (523 amino acids)
Biological process (GO): protein deubiquitination
Cellular component (GO): cytoplasm
Molecular function (GO): zinc ion binding; cysteine-type deubiquitinase activity
Source: RefSeq, a predicted model, not a curated record
CUGGAUCACUUGAACGUGGAUGGGAUCGUCUUGUGUCAGAUGAAAUACGUGGCUUCGGCUUUUUCUGGGGAGCUGGCAUGAUUUGUUAAAUUUCGGAUGACACGCUGUAAAAAUGGAGGAAGAGUACGGCGUCUGAGCUGAAUUGGCUAUAUGGCUAGCUAGCGACCAUAAAAUAUCACAUAAGUCGAGCGGAGGCAGGCGAAAGCUGAACUUGUUAACGUUGGCUUUGCGCCGAACUAGUAAAGACCACGGUGUGGCUAGCUAAUUUAGUACGUUAGCAAUACCAAACAAUUUAGAAAAAUCAAAACCAUCACCUGACUUUAGAGGUUGUGAUGGAGUGCCCUCACCUAAACUCCAGUGUAUGUCUCACCGUGGAUUCAUCCAGGUUCCCAAACGGUUCUCCGUCUUCCUGGUGUUGCAGCGUUUGCCGGUCAAACAAAAGCCCAUGGGUGUGUCUUACCUGUUUGAAUGUGCAUUGUGGAAGGUAUGUGAAUGGCCAUGCAAAGAAGCACUUUGAGGACACCCAGAGCCCUGGCGGCAGUCAGAGGAGAUGCGACAAGCAGGAGAAGGAGAGGACCCAGCACUCGGUGUGCAUGGACUGCAGCAGCUACAGCACGUACUGCUACAGGUGUGAUGACUUUGUUGUGAAUGACAGCAAGCUGGGCCUGGUACAGAAGGUGAGGGAACAUCUUCAGAGCUUGGAAAACUCUGUCUUUUCUGUCGAUCGGCAGAGGAAACGAAAGCUGCUGGAAAGCUCAUCUCACAACAGUAAGCUGCUAAAAGACAGUGGCGGGGCCCCUGCUCUCUGUGCCACAGGCCUUCGGAACCUGGGCAACACGUGCUUCAUGAAUGCCAUCCUGCAGUCCCUCAGCAACAUUCAACAGUUCAGCUGCUAUUUCAAGGAGAUGCCUGCAGUGGAGCUACGCAGCGGGAAAACGGCAGGCAGGAGAAUGUACCACACGAGGAGCCAGGGGGACACCAGUGUCUCCCUGGUGGAGGAGUUCCGGAAGACUCUUUGUUCCCUGUGGCAGGGGAGCCAAACUGCCUUCAGCCCCGAGUCCCUGUUCUACGUUGUGUGGAAAAUCAUGCCAAAUUUCAGGGGCUACCAGCAGCAGGAUGCCCAUGAGUUCAUGCGCUACCUGCUGGACCACCUCCACCUGGAGCUGCAGGGGGAGCGCAACGGAAUGGCCCGCUCCAGCCUCCCCCAGGAGGGGGUCAAGCUCUCCACAGGAGGCAAAUGCUGCAUAAAUGGGACCUCCACUGUUGUCACUUCGAUAUUUGGUGGUGUGCUGCAGAACGAGGUCAACUGUUUGAUAUGUGGGACAGAAUCCAGAAAAUUUGAUCCAUUCCUUGACCUUUCUUUAGACAUUCCAAGCCAGUUCAGAAACAAGCGAACAAAGAACCAAGAGAGUGGACCAACUUGCACCUUACGUGACUGCCUGCGCAGUUUCACAGACCUGGAGGAACUUGACGAAACCGAGCUCUACGUUUGCCACAAAUGUAAAAAGAGACAGAAGUCAACAAAGAAAUUCUGGAUCCAAAAAUUGCCAAAGGUCCUAUGCUUGCACCUGAAGCGAUUCCACUGGACAGCCUACCUUCGGAAUAAAGUAGACACCUAUGUGGAGUUUCCAGUGCGAGGCCUAGACAUGAAGUGCUACUUGCUGGAGCCUGAGAACAGCGGGCCGGAGAGCUGCUUGUAUGACCUUGCUGCUGUGGUUGUGCAUCAUGGGUCUGGGGUGGGAUCGGGGCACUACACCGCCUACGCCUGUCACGAGGGCCGCUGGUUUCACUUCAACGACAGCACGGUGACGCCGACCGACGAGGACACUGUGGUCAAGGCCAAGGCCUACAUCCUCUUCUAUGUGGAGCGGCCGGCCAAGUCCGGCGGCGACCCCAAGCUUUAACAUUGCCACACGCUGAGCCCCUUUUUAUGGACGGAGCAGGACGACCGCACACCUGUACCCUGUCACUGUCAUCUUCACCUCACCCAGAUGGCUUACCUCCAUUCACCGUGCACUUUUUUUUCCCAGGUUGCUCUUGUGAAUUAUGUUUGUUCUUAUUAGUGCAAAUUUUGUUGUUUUUUUUCCCAUCAGUGAACCUAGGCAAA